This is a messenger RNA of Zophobas morio, 522 nucleotides long. RefSeq lists its product as uncharacterized. The coding region runs from base 1 to 522 and encodes 173 amino acids. Lineage: Eukaryota; Metazoa; Arthropoda; Insecta; Coleoptera; Tenebrionidae. The transcript is spliced from 4 exons. The record is from RefSeq and is a predicted model, not a curated record.
AUGGAAGUAAAGAGGGAAAGAGUGAAGGAACAAGGGAGGGAACGAGAAAGGGGGAGGGGGAAGAUCACACAUUUCUCAUGCUCUCAGAAGAUCCUGAGACGCGAAAAAACUCAAGGAACGAAAAGAGACAAGGAGAAAGGAAACGAAAAGAAGAAAGAAGAACGGGAAAGAGUUAGAAGAGGGACACAGAGAGAUGGAAAUAUAGAGGGAGGAAAAGAAGGAAGAAAAGAAAUACAAAAAGAGUUAGAAAGAGAGCAACAGAAACGAAAAAUAAAGGGCGAAAGAGUGAGAAGACGAGAGAAGAACAGAAAGAAAAGGAGAAAUACGGAGAAGGGGAAGAAAGGGAAAAAGAAAGUGGAAGACAGUCAAAAAGAAGAGGGACAUCGUGAGGAUAAUAGAGGAACUGGGAAAAAGAGAAAGAGUAAAUGUAAGAAUUGGAGGAAGAGAGAAGGAAAUCGUGGGAGGAGGAGGAAAGAGAAGAGUGAAAAUUACAUAUUUUCCAAGGAUUUAAACCACAUUUGA